UGUCUGUAGAAUAUUGUAAUGAUGAGAUAAAUAGAAUGUUUUAUUAGUAUGCUAUGUAAAUGAUGUCUGUAGAAUAUUGUAAUGAUGAGAUAAUUAGAAUGUUUUAUGGGUAUGCUAUGUAAAUGGUGUCUGUAGAAUAUGGUAAUGAUGGGAUAAUUAGAAUGUUUUAUGAGUAUGCUAUGUAAAUGAUGUUUGUAGAAUGUGGUGUAAUGAUGAGAUAAUUGACUGUUUUAUGAGUAUGCUAUGUAAAAGAUGUUUGUAGAAUGUGGUGUGAUGAUGAGAUAAUUAGAAUGUUUUAUGAGUAUAAUAUGUAAAUGGUAAUAAUAGUGAUCCACAUGGGGUAUGUGAUUCGCGCAGUUUUGCUAUUUCUGUGAUACAAUAUAGGCAUGUAAGAUAUGUGGGUAUUUAUCGAAAAGCAUCCCAAAUAGUUGUAGCAUAAUUACUAAUAUUAUUAAUAAUGUGAUCAUUGACAUUUAUAUAAUUUGUUUAUCUUUAAGCUACGGAAUCAACAACACCGGUUCCAGGUACAGCACUCCAAUUGGGUGAUGAUUGUAGUAAUAGAUUACUGGGGGGGUGUGCUGGUGAGAAUUCAGCGUGUGUUACUAAUCAAGAUGGCGUCGGUACAUGCAAAUGUAAAAAUAAUUACGUCAUAGUGACAGUUUCCGGUGAAAAAAAGUGUGAAGAAGCGCCGGCAAGAUUAUUUGAACAGAAAUAUCAUUUUAUAGCUGUACAUGUAGAUAAAGCACCAGUCCAAAGUUUCUCAAUACCCUUGUAUAUAGAUCCAAGAUAUCCGAUUGUCUACGAUCUUGUAGAUCUGAUACCAAACAAGGAUUUCAUUACUGCUUCUCCAAGUAAAUCCUUUAUAACUUUAAAUAUAAAUAUACCCAACACCAGCGUAACUGAAUCAGAAAAAUUUAUGGUUCAAGUGGCCGCCAGAAUCGAUACAGUCAAAAUUCUGGAUUCCAUCUUUGUUGAAUUGCGGGUGCUUGGGAACAAUAGUUUCACACAAGGAAGCACAGAAGAAGGGGUUAUAAAUAACACGGUGAAUGGUUCCUUAUACAGAGACAAUUAUACAGAUUUUGAAUUUGAUGAUAAAUGUGAGAAAGAUUUCAUCGUAAAUAAAAAAACCGGAGAGGUUACCACAAAGAAAGCAUUGGACAGAGAAAAAAAACAUGAAUAUGAUUGUCAAGUAAAAGCGAAACGAAUUGGUGAAGCUAUUCUUAGGGACCUAGGGGAUAUGAAAAUAACGGUACUUGAUGUUAAUGACAAUCCACCAGUCUUUACCCAAGAAUAUUAUCAAGGAAUCAUUGAAGAAAAUUCACCAAAAAACACUAAGGUGAAAUUGCAGCAUCCCAUAGCAUCAACAGACAAGGAUGUCAGCCCAAAUAACAACGUGUCUUACACCAAAAUCAAAGGUAGUAAUAAAUUCCAAAUACAACAGUUGGUCGACUCUAGAGAAAUCGAAAUCUGGUGUUCAGAAGAACUGGACAGAGAAGCAGAAGCGUGGUAUUAUUUAUCAAUAGAAGCGACCGAUGGCGUAAACACAACCACGGCGGGUCUGAAUAUAACAGUUUUAGAUGUAAACGAACCACCACAAUUCACUAAAACGUUUUACGAAUUUAAUGUCACCGAAGGGGAGCGAGACAUAUUUGUUGGUGACGUUUCGGCCAUAGAUAGUGACGCAGAUGAAAAGGGAGAUGUCGUUUACAGUAUAAAGAAUGGGGCGUUCGAUAGCUUCCAUAUUGAAAACAAUGGUUCCUUAUACUUUAAGGGUAGACGAGGCAACUUAGCUUUAAAUAUAAUCAAUAGACGAUCCUACGACUUGACAAUAACGGCUACAGACAGAGAAGGCUCCACCAGUCAAGCAGAUGCCAUGGUUCGUGUAACUGUGCUAGAUCAAAAUGAAGUCCCUGUCUUUGAAAAAUCUUCUUAUUCGUUCAGUGUUUUUGAAGGGACCUCUUGCUUAACUAACAUUGGUGUUAUGAAUGCCACUGACAAUGAUGAUGGAAUGAAUGCAGUACUGGAAUAUUUCCUUGAGGGUGAUGGCGCUUCUAUGUUUGAAAUAGGUACAGAUUCUGGUAUAAUCACUUGCAAAAACGAACUGGACUACGAACAUAUGACUAGUAGAUCUACCACAUUUGGAGUAAGAGUAAGUGACAAAGGCUACCCAUCCCUAACUGCUAGUACUACGGUAACCGUUAAAGUAGAGGACGUUAACGAUAAUUCACCAACACUUUCCGCUACAUACACUACCGAUGUCUUCGAUGCUGAUAUCAAGAAGCCCGGUAAACCCAUAAUUGUCAUAGAUGCACUAGACCAUGAUUCUGGCAAAAAUGGAGAAGUAACCUUUGAUAUCAUUAACAGUUCGGCCGUUGGUUUGUUCAACAUUUCCUCUUUUGGACUUGUGAGAGUCGCCACCAAUAUUGUAGAACCGAUCGCUCCUCUAUAUAAUUUGAGAAUCAAUUGCAGUGACUUAGGUAUUCCUCCCUUGAACACUACCACCUAUUUAACUAUUUCUGUCAAAUCUGUUACUACACAGACGGUCUCUUUCGAUGCCAUCGACCUUCAUUUUAAUUUGGAAGAGGAACAAGCUUACCAGAAUACUACCGUCGCCAUCGGCUCUGUUGAACGGUUCGUCAUAAACAAUAAUUCAGACAUAACUUUUAAACUGGUGGGUGAACCCAUCCUAGGUAUCAAUAUGUCUGAUAACGGUACAUUAAUGGCGUACAAUAAACAUUUUGACAGAGAAAAAAGAGAUCUAUAUGAAAUCAUCACCAGAGUUUACGACAGAACAGACUGGAAAAAUAGUGAUGUAGCAGUGAUUAAUCUUAAGAUAAUAGACAUCAACGACCAUCCACCAGUCUUUAUAAACAAUGAAGCCGAAGCCACUGUUGAUAUAUAUGAAAAUAGUGAUAAUGAUACCCAUGUCAUAACUGUACCUGCCAUUGAUCUGGAUACUGGUAACAAUUCUAUUAUUGUCUACAGGAUCCUUAAUCCUGGUGUUCCGUUUUCUGUAAACAGUAGUAGUGGAAGGCUGGUUUCUUCGGGUACAAUCGACAGAGAACGAAAUGGAACUGUUAUAUCUAACUAUACUGUUAUUAUUGAGGCUUCAGAUGGAAAAUAUAAUGAUAACCUAACCGUUACUAUAUUUGUCAAAGAUAGGAACGACAACUCGCCACAAUUCCAUAAUAUAUCGGUAAAUGUUUCUGAGAGGUUUACGGUAAACAAAACGAUACUUACAAUAGAUGCUAUUGAUGUAGAUGAUUAUCAGUCUGGUAAUGGACGUGUUUUAUUUAAACUUGAUGAUGGACAGCAAUCAUGUCCUAUAUCCUUAUCUGCAGGUAAACACCUAGCCGAAGUGCUAUUAUCAUCCAAAUUAGAUUAUGAGAGGACGAUCAGUCACAUGUGCACAAUAAUUGCUUACGAUAAUCCAUGUAACGCAUCAGAAAGUAGAUCCACAACAGCGACGCUUACCAUCAACGUCCUAGAUGAAAAUGAUAAUAUACCAGUAUUUCAACAUUUUAUAAAUCAGACCGAUAUAGACAUCGAUGUAGCCACAGGAACAGUUAUUAUUGACAAAAUCACGGCUAGUGAUGACGAUUCUGGCAGUAAUGGUGACGUCAACUUCUAUAUCAAAGACCACACAGUGAAACCUUUUGAUAAAUUCCGUAUCAACAGUACUACUGGUAGAAUAACAGCUGUGGGAAAUUAUUUAGCAGAAGAUAUUACAGUAGUUUAUCUGGUAGUGAUAGCUAGAGAUAGUGGACAACCACCUUUAGAAACAGAGGCAACGAUUCGUGUUUCCAUAAACAAUUCUGAUUCCAGACCAAUAUUUAAAGAUAUUUUCCAAAUUUAUAUUGUUGAACAUCAGGAAGCUUCUGAAGUAUACUCAAAAUUGACAACCAUUGUGGCGUUUGAUAAAAAAUACGGUGCUGAGAAACUUUGCGUCUGUUCAUUUAAUAUAGCCAGUUCCAAACAUCAAAGUUUAUUUAGUAUUGGGUCAAUAUCUGGUGUUAUCAAACUGAAAAAAGAAUUAGAUCGGGAAGUUGUUGGUUCUAAGUUUAACUUAAUGAUAGAAGCUAUUGAUGACGAUCAGCCUAAGAGAACAUCAACCGCAACUGUAACAGUUAAUGUAGUUGAUAUAAAUGAUAACCCACCUACAUGUAAUAAUAAUACAGAGUUUGCUAUAAAUCAGUCCUCACCGAUUGGUUCAAUGGUUGGUGAAAUAGAAGCUCAAGAUCUAGAUGAGGGUGUAAACGCUGUUUUGAACUAUUCUCUAUAUGAACAUAAUGAUUAUUUUGAUGUUGAUACAACCUCGGGAACAGUAAAACUGGUCAAUUCUAUUGUUCCGUCUAAAAUGAAACAAAUCUUUCAGAUGACUGUUAAUGUUAGUGAUGGAAAAACACCAGAAAUGUGUCCUUUCCGUGUACACGUUUUACCAGAUAAUACUAGCCCUCCCAAAUUUACAUCAGGUGAAUAUAAGGCGACUAUAUCUAUUAAUGGUAAAAAGGGAGAUAAUUUAGAGAUGUCAGUAGAAAUAAACGCUACAGAUAAAGACAAUGAUACUAUAACUUAUAGUAUAGAUCCUAGUAAAAACCAGAAUAUGGUUACUAUAGACCCGAAUAGUGGAAUUAUUAGUUUAAAUACUGAUAUAGAUAUAAAUACAAGAGAUGUAACACUAGUUAUAAUGGCAGUUGAUGACGGCACUCCUAGAAAAACCGGGUCAAGUUCUGUAGUUAUUACAGUAACUGGUGGGUUUUAUGUUGCACAGGGAAAAUAUGACAAUAUUAAACGGGAUGCUGAAAAGAUGACAUUGUUUCAGAUAUUAUUCAUUGUAAUGUUAGUGGCUCUGUGUAUUUUUAUAGUUUUAACUGUGGUAGCAUGCUACAAAUGGCGUGUAUCACACAGUUUGUCGGAUUCUUUAAGAACACGAUAUUAUACCGGGGCUAAUUCUAAAUGGGACGAUUUUACAUCAGGUCAUCAAUAUGCUGGACCGAGUUCAUCUGCUGAAGAAUUUCCUAGCACGUCAACAGGAACUGACGUGGGUUUACAUGUUAACAAAGCUUAUCACAGUUCAGGAACAUUAAGAAAGGACAAUACCUAUCAAACUGAAGUACCAGAUUAUGAAUGAUGGACCCCGUUAUCAAAUCCUAUAAAAUGCUGUUUUCAUUUUUUUAUAUUAUUUAAUUUCUGCUUAAUAGCAAUUUCCUAUUAUAUAUUUUUUUAUAUUUAACUCUGCUUAAUAGCAAUCUGUUUAAAAUACAGAUCUAUAUUGCAUUUCGACACACUGAGUAUUUUAAACGUGAACAAGUGUUUUCUGUAGUAAAAUCGUAAAAUCAUUAGAAUUUGUAAUAAUAUUUUAAGAAUUUGUAAUAAUAUUUUAAGAAUUUGUAAUGUUUUAAGAAUUUGUAUUAUUUUAAGAAUUUGUAUUAUUUUUAAAAAAAAUAUUUGUUAAUGAUAUUUUUGCAAAUCCAAGAUUUUAAUUUGUAUACAUCAAGGUCGCUGGACGAAUAUAAAGAGAUGCUUUAUGAAAGAUAAAA
Patella vulgata (common limpet) is the source of this 5540-nucleotide messenger RNA. Its product is annotated as cadherin-23. Gene Ontology annotation, cellular component: plasma membrane; cell-cell junction. Gene Ontology annotation, biological process: homophilic cell-cell adhesion. NCBI's taxonomy places the organism in Eukaryota, Metazoa, Mollusca, Gastropoda, Patellidae. Bases 917 to 5131 code for a protein of 1404 amino acids. Gene Ontology annotation, molecular function: calcium ion binding. The record is from RefSeq and is a predicted model, not a curated record. The transcript has 24 exons.